This is a messenger RNA of Trichoplax adhaerens, 1689 nucleotides long. RefSeq lists its product as uncharacterized. Gene Ontology annotation, molecular function: protein tyrosine phosphatase activity. The coding region runs from base 1 to 1689 and encodes 562 amino acids. The record is from RefSeq and is a predicted model, not a curated record. The transcript is spliced from 14 exons. NCBI's taxonomy places the organism in Eukaryota, Metazoa, Placozoa, Uniplacotomia, Trichoplacea, Trichoplacidae. Gene Ontology annotation, biological process: protein dephosphorylation.
AUGUCAUCCGUAUGUAUGCCAUUCACACCCGAUGCUGAUCGAGAGUCAGUCAGUUCACCGCUGUUACGAGACGCCAACUUCCAAGAUACUGCAAUCGCUAAAAGAGAUCCAGAUGAUGACACAAUAUUACCAGUUAGACAGAAACGGGCAAUGGCAAUCACAACGGUCAAGCCAACAACAUUCAAAUCGACAGCCCAUACUACGCUUUUUUUACUGAAAGAUGUCAGCAGACAAUAUAUUGUUGUGGCUGGUAGUAAAAUCUUGCAUAAUAUUGAAACGAACGCUGUAAUAGCUAAUGUCGAUAUGGUAAUCGCUAUGGAAUCUUCGUCUUUUACAGCCGACAGAAGAGCUGAAUUUGUAUAUGGGAUUGCUGCUGCAUUGCAUGUACCAGCACGAAAUGUUAUUAUUGAUAAAAUUAUGGAAAGCGAUGUUAUUAUCGAAUUCUAUGUGAUAAAACCUCACGUUACACAGUCGACAUUUCAUCUGGAUGCCAACUCAAAUUUAAGCAAGAUUCUAUACCCUGCUAAAGACGUAGUAGAAAAGUUAACACCUAGUGUACUUAGAACUUACUUGUCUGAAUUUAAGGUGACUGAUGUUCAUCCUAAGUAUAAAUUUAAUAAUGGCCCCAAAGAACAUGAAUUAACUAUUUGGAAUCAGUACUGGUUUAUUGGAGCCAUGGCAACGGCAUUAUGGCGGCGUUAUAAAUUUCGAAAGCAAGAAAUAGAACAUAGAGAUUUCGAGAAACAACUUCCUCUAUUACUUCCUGGACAUUCACCGCUUGGUAAUAGUGAACAGAGAUAUAUACAACCAUGGGAUGAUCCAAGUGUCGUUGAGAACGAUUGGUUACAAGUAUCACAAUAUCAAUCGCAUCCACGAAGCCUAGCAGCGAGGCGUAAUGUACCGAGACUGCCGUUACCUUUAGGAGCUAAUGUUAUAAAGCCGGUAAAUCCUAGUCCUCCUAGAGAUGAGAUAUUUCAAAGAAAAAGUCGUGUAUUAGACAGGCAAGAGCUACAGGAAGCGUUGGACAAUGGUUAUAAGAAUGAACCUCGCGCUUUUAUUGCUACUCAAGGGCCGCUUCCAAACACUAUCGAUGAUUUUUGGAGAAUGGUCUGGUUUCAAAAUGUUUCACUUAUAAUUAUGAUUACGAAAGUCCGAGAAAAGAAUCUUAAUAAAUGUGAAUAUUAUUGGCCAAAUUCUGAUCAAGGCCAAGUUACUUAUGGCGAAAUUAAGGUUACUUUAGAAAAUAUCUGCGAAAGAGAGGGAUAUAUAGUUAGUCAACUUAAGCUUGAAAAUACCAAGAUCACGGAAUCACCUAGGUAUGUCUAUCACUUUUGGUAUACUUCUUGGCCAGACCAUGGUGCUCCUGAUUCAGCUAGGCAACUUUUACAGCUAGUAAAAGAAGUUAGAGUAAAACGACAGGAAUUGUCUACCGGUCCUAUUGUAGUACAUUGCAGUGCUGGCAUUGGACGCACCGGUUGUUUCAUCGCGAUAAGCAUUGGUAUAAUACAAUACGAGAUGGAAAGAGUGGUAGAUAUUUUAAAUAUAGUUUCAUCGAUGCGGGAAGACAGAGGAGGACUGGUUCAGACAUUGGAACAAUAUGAAUUUGUAUAUAAAGCAAUGUAUUUAUUUAGUCGAGAAUACGACAAUAAUAGGAGUAGACCUCUCGUAUUGGGAAAUACGCUUAAUUGA